Molecule: messenger RNA, 2163 nt
Organism: Galeopterus variegatus (Sunda flying lemur)
Lineage: Eukaryota; Metazoa; Chordata; Mammalia; Dermoptera; Cynocephalidae
Gene: MAP3K3
Product: mitogen-activated protein kinase kinase kinase 3
Exons: 16
Coding region: 1-1944 (647 amino acids)
Biological process (GO): protein phosphorylation
Molecular function (GO): protein binding; protein kinase activity; ATP binding
Source: RefSeq, a predicted model, not a curated record
AUGAAGGAUCUGGUGGCCCUUCAGAUGAGCCGACGUCCCCGGGUGCCUGGAUAUGAGACCAUGAAGAACAAGGACACGAGUCACCCAAAUAGGCAGAAAAAACACAACAGCAGCAGCUCAGCCCUUCUGAACAGCCCCACAGUAACAACAGGCUCAUGUGCAGGGGCCAGUGAGAAAAAGAAAUUUUUGAGUGAUGUCAGAAUCAAGUUUGAGCACAACGGGGAGAGGCGAAUUAUAGCAUUCAGCCGUCCUGUGAGAUAUGAAGAUGUGGAGCAUAAGGUGACAACAGUAUUUGGGCAACCUCUUGAUCUACAUUACAUGAACAAUGAGCUCUCCAUCCUGCUGAAAAACCAAGAUGAUCUUGAUAAAGCAAUCGACAUUUUGGAUAGAAGCUCAAGCAUGAAAAGCCUUAGGAUAUUGCUGCUGUCUCAGGACAGAAACCAUACCAGUUCCUCUCCCCACUCAGGGGUAUCCAGGCAGGUGCGGAUCAAAGCUUCCCAGUCCGCGGGGGAUAUAAAUACUAUCUACCAGCCUCCCGAGUCCAGAAGCAGGCACCUCUCAGUCAGCUCCCAGAACCCUGGCCGAAGUUCACCUCCCCCUGGCUAUGUGCCUGAGCGGCAGCAGCACAUUGCUCGGCAAGGGUCCUACACCAGCAUUAACAGUGAAGGGGAGUUCAUCCCAGAGACCAGCGAGCAGUGUGUGCUGGAUCCCCUGAGCAGUGCUGAAAAUUCCUUGUCGGGAAGCUGCCAAUCCUUGGAGAGGUCAGCAGACAGCCCAUCCUUCCGGAAAUCACGAAUGUCUCGAGCCCAGAGCUUUCCAGAUAACAGACAGGAGUACUCAGACCGGGAAACUCAGCUCUAUGACAAAGGGGUCAAAGGUGGAACCUACCCCCGGCGCUACCAUGUAUCUAUGCACCACAAGGACUACAAUGAUGGCAGAAGAACAUUUCCCCGAAUACGGCGUCAUCAAGGCAACCUGUUCACUCUGGUGCCUUCCAGCCGCUCCCUGAGCACAAAUGGCGAGAACAUGGGUCUGGCAGUGCAAUACCUGGACCCCCGUGGGCGCCUGAGGAGUGCAGACAGCGAGAAUGCCCUCUCUGUGCAGGAAAGGAGCGUGCCAACCAAGUCUCCUAGUGCCCCCAUCAAUUGGCGCCGGGGCAAGCUCUUGGGCCAGGGUGCCUUCGGCAGGGUCUAUUUGUGCUAUGACGUGGACACGGGACGUGAACUUGCUUCUAAGCAGGUCCAAUUUGACCCAGACAGUCCUGAGACAAGCAAGGAGGUGAGUGCUCUGGAAUGUGAGAUCCAGUUGCUCAAGAACUUGCAGCAUGAGCGCAUUGUGCAGUACUACGGCUGUCUGCGGGACCGUGCUGAGAAGACUCUGACCAUCUUCAUGGAGUACAUGCCAGGGGGCUCGGUGAAGGACCAGUUGAAGGCCUACGGAGCUCUGACGGAGAGUGUGACCCGAAAGUACACCCGGCAGAUCCUGGAGGGCAUGUCCUACCUGCACAGCAACAUGAUUGUCCACCGGGACAUCAAAGGAGCCAACAUCCUCCGAGACUCUGCUGGGAAUGUGAAGCUGGGGGACUUUGGGGCCAGCAAGCGCCUGCAGACCAUUUGCAUGUCAGGGACAGGCAUGCGCUCGGUCACUGGCACACCCUACUGGAUGAGCCCUGAGGUGAUAAGCGGCGAGGGCUAUGGAAGGAAGGCAGACGUGUGGAGCCUGGGCUGCACUGUGGUGGAGAUGCUAACAGAGAAACCACCUUGGGCAGAGUAUGAAGCAAUGGCUGCCAUUUUCAAGAUUGCCACCCAGCCCACCAAUCCUCAGCUGCCCUCCCACAUCUCUGAACAUGGCCGGGACUUCCUGAGGCGCAUUUUUGUGGAGGCUCGCCAGAGACCUUCAGCUGAGGAGCUGCUCACACACCACUUUGCACAGCUCGUGUACUGAGCUCUCAAGGUCAUGCUGCUGCUGGCUGCCCCCUGUUACACCAGCAGGGGGCUGCUGCAGGGCUUAGCGAAGUUGCUGCUUCUCCCAGGCAAGGCUGUGGACCAUGGAGCUGCAGUCCAGCCAGCGUCUGUAUGUGCCCUUCCACCACUGGGGCUCAGAAUCAGGAUGGUUGUCUGCAGCCUCAAGGACUGGGAGCUCCCAGCAUGUUAGACCCCAGAG